Molecule: messenger RNA, 1779 nt
Organism: Solanum verrucosum
Lineage: Eukaryota; Viridiplantae; Streptophyta; Magnoliopsida; Solanales; Solanaceae
Product: pentatricopeptide repeat-containing protein At4g02750-like
Exons: 2
Coding region: 1-1779 (592 amino acids)
Biological process (GO): RNA modification
Molecular function (GO): protein binding; RNA binding
Source: RefSeq, a predicted model, not a curated record
AUGAUUGUACGCCAUUUUCCGAGCUCCAAGCUCAAAAAAUUCCUCCAUUGCUUCCUUACCUUUGAACGUUAUACUUCCCGCCUUACCAGAAAACCCCCCAAAUCAUCUCAACUUGUGUACACGAGCAACAUCAGGAUCAACAAAUUGGCACGACAGGGUAAACUUCAACAUGCCCGGAAGGUGUUUGAUGAAAUGUUGGAGAGAGAUGUAAUUUCUUGGAAUUCAAUGAUUACGGCCUAUUGGCAAAAUGGGUAUCUCAAUGAGUCAAAGAAACUCUUUGUAUCAAUUCCAGAGAUGACUGUAGUGUCUUGGAAUUCAAUGAUUGCGGGUUGUGUGGAAAACGAUUGCAUUGAUGAUGCUACUAUGUAUUUUAGAACUAUGCCUGAGCGGAAUGUUGGGUCCUGGAACGCGAUGAUUUCAGGUUAUUGUAAGUAUGGCAUGAUGGAGGAAGCAGCGAGGUUGUUUGAUGAGAUGCCAAAAAAGAAUGUCAUUUCUUAUACUGCAAUGAUUGAUGGGUAUAUGAAGAAAGGUGAGAUUGAUAAGGCAAGGUUACUUUUUGAACGUAUGCCGCAUAAAAAUGAGGUUUCAUGGACUGUGAUGAUUAGUGGGUAUGUAGAGAACGAGUGUUUCGAUGAGGCAAAGGAACUGUUCCAAAAAAUGCCAGAUAAGAAUGAGAAUGUGGUUGCAAUGACAGCGAUGGUUGUUGGGUACUGCAAGGAGGGGCGGGUGGAGGAAGGAAGGAUUCUGUUUGAUGGAAUACUAUUUAAAGAUAACGUUGCUUACAAUGCCAUGAUUUCAGGUUAUGCACAAAACGGACACAGCGAAGAGGCACUCAAGUUACUGGUCGAGAUGCUUAGGAUGUCUCUUCGACCAGAUCAAUCUUCAUGUGCUUCAGUUCUUUCUGCAUGUGCUGCUCUCGCAUCUCCUGUAGCUGGUAGACAAACUCACGCAGUUGUUAUUAAACAUGGGGCGGACUCCAAUGUCUCCGCGUGUAAUGCUCUGAUUACUAUGUAUAGCAAAUGUGGCAGCAUUUUUGAGUGUGAGUUAGCUUUUGAACUUAUCACAAGCCCAGACCUCGUUUCAUGGAACACUAUAAUUGCUGCAUUUGCACAGCACGGGUUGUACAAGAAAGCAGUUGCAUUUUUGGAACGAAUGGUUCUCAGAGGAUGUGAACCAGAUGGUAUAACAUUCCUCAGCUUAUUAUCUGCUUGUGCUCAUGCAGGGUUGGUUAGUCAGAGCGUCUCGUGGUUUGAUUCAAUGAUGAAAAACUACAACAUUACUCCAAGACCAGAGCAUUACGCUUGUUUGAUUGAUAUACUUGGACGAGCAGGUCAGCUAGACAAGGCUUACAACAUUAUCCAAGAAUCGCCUUUUCAAGCUGAUUUAGCAGCAUGGGGUGCCCUUCUUGCUGGAUGUCGCGCUCAUUCCAAUGUAGAACUGGGACAGCUUGCUGGAACGAGAGUCAUGGAAUUAGGCGGUGAUAGUUCAGGGCCUUACAUUAUGUUAUCUAACAUAUACGCUGAAGCAGGUAUGUGGGGCGAGGUCACGAGAGUGAGAGGGUUGAUGAAAGAACAUGGGAUCAGAAAGCAACCGGCGUAUAGUUGGACAGAGAUUGAAAAUAAGGUGCAUUAUUUUCUGGGAGGGGAUAUCUCUCAUCCAAGAAUUCGUGAAAUCCAUACAACACUCAAGCAGAUGAACUUGCAGAUGAAAUUCCAGGAAAAAGUUUUGGAUUUCACUGACUUUUACUUCCUGGAUGAACUGAAUUGUACAUGUAAAUAG